This is a messenger RNA of Drosophila guanche, 2785 nucleotides long. Its product is annotated as sex peptide receptor. Gene Ontology annotation, cellular component: membrane. The coding region runs from base 1018 to 2403 and encodes 461 amino acids. Gene Ontology annotation, molecular function: G protein-coupled peptide receptor activity. Gene Ontology annotation, biological process: G protein-coupled receptor signaling pathway. The record is from RefSeq and is a predicted model, not a curated record. The transcript is spliced from 5 exons. Lineage: Eukaryota; Metazoa; Arthropoda; Insecta; Diptera; Drosophilidae.
GAGAGAGAAAGAGAGAGGGAGAAAGAGAGCCCCCAGCUAGAGUUGCCGCAGCUGUCUAUACACACGAGCAAGAAAUACGAAUGAUACGCUGCUCCCCUUCCCCAUUCCACUGCCACAACAACAAACCUCCACGAGUGGAGCACGAUUUGCCAUGUGGCCCAGCCUGUUUGUUCUCUCACUCACACUCACUCCCUGACUCGCAUACGAACAACAUGACUAACUUGAAAACACUGUCGGUCGGUCUCUUCGGUUCAGUUCGGAUCGGUUCGGUCGCUGCUUUGCUGUCUGCCCCUCUUCUCCAUCCCCCGACCGACCUCUUCGAUGGUCUGCUCUGCUCUUGUGUAUUAUAUUGAGUCAAUUCAUAAGAAACGAGGAAACCCGCCAUAUCGCCGUUUGUUGCUGAAUACAUGUUUACAUUAGUGUAUGCGUAUGAGUGUGCUUGUGUGAGCCUGUGUGCGAGUGGCAUGAGCAUGAAUCAAGUUAAAAAUUUUAAUAAUUUGCCCCGAUGUUGUGGCUGAAAACGAGUUUAGCUUGUUGAGCCACAAAAUGUUUCCGUCUCUGUCUUCUGUGACUGGCGGUGUAUGCAUGUGUGUGGGUUAGGGUCCCCCCUCGGUGCUUGUGCGCGCUUGCAGCUACUUGUUUUCUUUCCUCCUCGUCUUCGUCUGCGUCGUUGUCUUCAUCGUCUUUUUCUUGAACGCAACAGCGAUAAUACACUCAACACAAAAGCAGACAGGCAGCAAAGCCACAAAACUUUUUAUAUUAAAGCAGAGAAGAGGAGCUUUCUAGAGCGCUUGAUAAGCGGUUUACUUCGUCUCUCUCUCUCUCCUUCUUGCAGCUGUGGUGGCUGUGUGUAGGGGGGGCUAUGACGUACCGCAUCCACUCGACCGUUUGUAAAGUGUUGUAUGAAAUGAAAUUAAGGCGAUUAAAGAGCGCGCGCGAGCGGUCGUGAGUUUCGUGAGUCGUGCACUUAUCUCUUACAAAGGGGCACGAAAAGUGUCGACCAUAAGAUACCUUGUAAUGAUUGGGAAAUAUGUACACAGUACAUACACAAAACUCAUGAAUAACCACAAGUUUGAUGCCAUAGAUGACAGCGGCAGCACAAUGCAGAUAACAAGCAACAUGCUGCAGUCGCAGUCGAAUCUGCAGCAGGCGUUGCCCUUCAAUUCCACCAUACUGAGGGACUUUAAGAUAACCGACAGCGAGAUUGCGGACUUUGUCAAGCUGAUGCACGAGUUCCAGCGGAACAACCAAUCCUUGCUUCACGACGAAUGCUCGGGCUACUGCCAGGGUGAAAUCUAUAACUGGCUGAAGGCCUACAACAGCAUUCAUGGCUAUGUCUCGCUAAUGAUUUGCAUUUUCGGCACAAUAGCAAACAUCUUGAACAUAAUGGUAUUGACCCGUAAGGAAAUGGCCAAGGCGCCCAUCAACAACAUACUGAAAUGGUUAGCUGUGGCAGAUAUGUUUGUGAUGCUGGAAUAUAUACCCUACACAUCGUAUCAGUACAUCUACAUGGAGCCGGGUGAAAAGGAUCUGAGCUAUGGCUGGGCUGUUUUCCUUCUGGUGCAUAUGCAUUUCACUCAGAUUUUGCACACAAUUUCCAUAGGCCUUACCGUAACAUUGGCCGUGUGGCGCUAUGUGGCUAUCAGACAUCCAAAUGGGAGCUGUGCCAAUUUUCUGCUCGCACAUUCCAGAGAGGCCAUCCUAUUUCCGUUCAUCAUCUCGCCGAUACUCUGUCUGCCCACGUACUUUGUGUUUCAGGUGCGCGAGACGCACGACGUGGACACUGUCGAUCACGAGGCGCUCUAUCAUACGUACUUUGAUGCGGAUUCGGUACUCUACAGGUUCAAUUUCUGGAUACAUUCGGUGAUCAUUAAGCUGCUGCCGUGCAUUGCCCUCACCGUCAUCAGUGUGGUUCUCAUGAAUGUCCUGUGCGAGGCAUCACGUCGCCGCCUCAUGCUGAAGGACUACGCCAAUGCCAACAAGUACGCCGUACAGCUAUGCCUCAACGAUACCAAGUCCAGGAGGUGCGUACAACAUGGUUGCUUUUACAAAGCUCCGUCUAAAAUGUAUUCUCUGUUAAGGCCACCGCGUUGCGAUCGGCGCAACGAUCGGACGACUCUCCUUUUGGUGGGCGUGCUGGUACUCUUUCUGGUCACCGAGUUUCCGCAGGGUUUGCUGGGGCUCUUGUCUGGGAUGAUGGACAAGUGCUUCUUUGCCCACUGCUACCCGCCCUUUGGCGAGCUAAUGGAUCUCCUGGCCCUAAUCAAUGCUGCAGUGGGUUUUGUCCUCUAUGGCCUGAUGUCGAAGCAGUUCCGCACCACCUUCCGUUCGCUGUUCUUCAAGCAACACUUUGGCAGCACAGAGAUGACCCGCCUGACACGCGUCACCACCACCUGCGUCUAAGGAGGAGCAGCUGUCAGGUCCGCCUGGAUAUGUGUGGCAUCUCAAAGAUGCCCCUGAAAGGUGUCUCUAAACUAUAAACUUUCUAAAAGUGGUCUUAGCUGUGUUAUACGCUGGAAAUUGAUCGGUUAAUUGAUUGACUCGCGCAACAUGUGAUUUGGCUGUUGGCUGUUUGAAGCAAGUGCCAUUUCCCUUACCAUUUGGCUGCUGAUAAAAGUUAUUGGAUUAUUGGACUUAAGAUUAAAUAUUAAACAUUAAAGGAAUGCAUAAGUAGCCUAUCCAUAUUUGAUGUUUCAGAAUGUUAUGGAUGUCGUUGCAUUUAGGCUAAGCUGAUUAAAUGUAAAUGUACUUAAGAGAUCUAAUCAACAUCUGUGUGUGGAUAUGU